Molecule: messenger RNA, 414 nt
Organism: Coccidioides immitis RS
Lineage: Eukaryota; Fungi; Ascomycota; Eurotiomycetes; Onygenales; Onygenaceae
Exons: 2
Coding region: 1-414 (137 amino acids)
Source: RefSeq, a predicted model, not a curated record
AUGCCUAUCGCAUACUAUGAUUUAAAUCCGGAUCGAGAAACGGAGAUGGAUGAAUGGUCGGAUGACCAGACAAGGAGCAAUCGGCUAUAUUCGGAGGCCCCCUCAAAGAAUGGGGUCUUAUCAUUGAAAGCAGGUGGUGGUCAAUGUAUUGAAAUAACACACUGGAACAGAACAUUGACAGGCUUCAAGCUGCAUAAGACAGUGCGUGAAGAGAACAGCAUUUGUUUUGCAACAGCCAUGGAGCAGGCGCUCUCUCAUCCAACACAGUUUUCGGAAUCUAUCAUUGCUGGGAAAACAAAUAUAGAAAAGAACAAGAAACCUCAUCCACCAAGACUUGGUAAUGGAGGAAGUGAGCCAUGGGAUGCGCAUUCCGAAACCAUGCUCAGUUUGUUAGAUCGACAAGUUGGUGACUAG